GGAUUCCUGCUGUCCUUGAUUUCCAUAUCAUUUAUUUUGGGAUCCCUUUUAUCCGCGUCCUGCUGCCGCCGAAGCGCGGACCCUCGCAGCCCGGCUCCUUCCCGCGAGCGGGGAGACGGAGGAGCUGCCACCCGGGGGGAUCCGAAGCCGGAUCGUCCUUCCCGCGUCCCCUCUUUGCCGCUAGCCGAAUUUGGGUGCCGCAAAGGGGUCCCUGUACCCCAGUGGGGCCGGUGCCGCUGCCUGGAGCGACGCCCCGGCCCUGCCUCCCCACUGCGGACGCGAGGCGAAAAUAGCCCGGGAGCCCCACGCCCCUGCGGCGGGCCGCUAGAAAUACAUCCAUUUAUGAGAGAGGGGAGUAAAACCACGAGGAGCCGGGCCGCGAUGUGGCCGGGCAGGAAUGCCGUCGCCGUGCGCGGCCGGCUUGGUUUCCAUUUCGGGCCGUGCUAUUUGCGUCUUCCCCUGUAAUUAUCAGUCGAUUUAACGCGUGGUUUAAGCUGUCGUUUACAGCCGCCCGGGACAAAACGCUCGGCCGGCGACGCCUGCAGCCCUCCGAAGACACUUGCCACGCGUCAGACGGGACUGGAGCCCUCGGUGACAGCAGCGUCUCCUCUUCCCCGUGGCCACCGACCGGAAAAAUGUCCCUCUCGCACACGGCCGCCGAGUACAUGCUCUCCGACGCCCUGCUGCCGGACCCCGACGGCUCCCGGGCCAAGGGCCUGCGCCUGGAGCUGCCGAGCGACCGCGUGCUCAAGUUCGUCACUGUGGGGCUGCCGCUCUUCCUUGUCUCGCUGGCUUUCGCCCGCGAGUUCUCCGCAGGCUCGCAGAUCAGCUGCUUCCCCCCCGCCAACUUCACGGCGAAGCAGGCGGCCUACGUCGACGCGGCCUGCUGGGAGUCGCUGGUCCACCACGGCUUCGACGCCGAGGGCCGCGCGGUCACCAAGUCCCUCUGGGCGCUCAAGGUCUUCCCCUACUCGCUGCUGCUCGUCGCCGUGCUCAUGUACCUGCCCUACCUGCUGUGGCGCUACGCGGCCGUCCCCGCGCUCCACUGCGACCUCCUCUUCGUCAUCGACGAGCUGGACAAGUCCUACAACCGCUCCGUGCGCCUGGUGCAGCACAUGAGGAAGGUGCAGCAGGCCAGCGCCGAGCCCGAGCGCGUCUGGGAGGAGUACGAGAGGGCCCGCGAGGAGAGAUACUUCGAGUUCCCGCUGCUGGAGCGCUACCUCACCUGCAAGCAGCGCUCCCACUCCCUGGUGUUCAUCUACCUCCUGAGGAACCUGCUGCUGCUCCUCUUCUUGGCCGCCACCUGCCUCUACCUCGUCUUCCUCCACCUCAGCGUCUUCUUCCAGGACGAGUUCGGCUGCGCCGUCCAGACGGGGCUGCUCCAGGAGCACCGCGUGCCCCCGCUGGUGCCCUGCAAGCUGGUCUUCUUCUCGGUCUUCCAGCUCAUCGGCCUCUCCGUCGGCAGCGUCUACGUCCUCCUCGUGCCCGUGGCGGUCUACAACGCCCUGCAGCUCUGCCGGUGGGACAAGGGGCUGCUGGCCGUCUACGAGAUGCUGCCCGCCUUCGACCUCCUCAGCCGCCGCAUGCUCACCUGCCCCGUCAACGACCUCAACGUCCUGCUGCUCUUCCUGCGGGCCAACGUGGCCGAGCUGCCCUCCUUCCGCCGCCUCAACGCCCUCGGCGCCCUGCGCCGCGACACCGCCGCCCGCGACGCCCGCGACAUCGACACCGUCGUCGACUUCAUGACGCUGCUGGCGGGGCUGGAGCCCGCCAAGGCCAAAGGCCGGGUUUGCGCCCCGGCGGCUGCCGGUGCCGCCUCCCCGCCCAACGGCGAGGCCCCAGAAAUGAAACCCGGAGUGGAAACGGAGGAAAAAAACGCCAGGGACUCGCUCGGUUCGGCCUGACCCUGGGAAUCGGCAGCCCCAACGCCACGCGGCCCCGCUUUGGGUCCAGUUUGCCCCACUUGCAGUGUUGCUUAAAUAAAUUAAACUCAGGUUUUGAUACAA
Dromaius novaehollandiae (emu) is the source of this 2006-nucleotide messenger RNA. RefSeq names its product pannexin 3 (gene PANX3). The record is from RefSeq and is a predicted model, not a curated record. NCBI's taxonomy places the organism in Eukaryota, Metazoa, Chordata, Aves, Casuariiformes, Dromaiidae. The coding region runs from base 636 to 1904 and encodes 422 amino acids. The transcript has 5 exons. Gene Ontology annotation, molecular function: wide pore channel activity. Gene Ontology annotation, cellular component: plasma membrane. Gene Ontology annotation, biological process: positive regulation of interleukin-1 production; cell-cell signaling; monoatomic cation transport.